Nerophis lumbriciformis (worm pipefish) is the source of this 2367-nucleotide messenger RNA. It is a transcript of the gene hdhd5, whose product is annotated as haloacid dehalogenase like hydrolase domain containing 5. Gene Ontology annotation, biological process: glycerophospholipid biosynthetic process. NCBI's taxonomy places the organism in Eukaryota, Metazoa, Chordata, Actinopteri, Syngnathiformes, Syngnathidae. Gene Ontology annotation, cellular component: mitochondrion. The record is from RefSeq and is a predicted model, not a curated record.
UGCAAACACAAGGGCAGAAUAAACGCACACUUUAUUAUUGAUUCAAACUUCAACUUUCUAGCCGCUAGAUUCCUACGCAAGCUUUAGGGUUUGUUUUAGCGACAGUUUGCUCAGCUGAUGGUUUUAUCGGAGCAACAAUGCAGAGAAUAAAGUGUUUUAAAAGCACCUGGAAGUUGAUGAAUUGGAGCUGCGAGAGUGCAGGACAACCACUUAAAACAUUGCGUUAUACUUCCAGGAAUUACAGCCAGCUGCCUCCACAAGCCUCAUUUGGUCUCCUCUUCGACAUCGACGGGGUGCUGGUGCGAGGCGGCACGCCGAUCCCUGCGGCCAAGCAAUGUUUCCGGAACCUGGUGGACCGCCGAGGCAAAUACAAAGUUCCCGUGGUGUUCGUCACCAAUGCUGGAAACUGCAUGAGGCAAACCAAAGCAGAGCAUCUUUCACAUAUGCUUGACGUGGAGGUGUCGCCAGACCAGGUGAUGUUGUCCCACAGUCCUUUGCGAAUGUUUACACAGUUUCACCAAAAGUGCGUGCUGGUGUCAGGACAAGGUCCUGUUGAAGAGGUGGCUCACAAACUGGGCUUCCAGAAUGUUGUCACCAUAGAUAAUCUCAGAGAGGCGUAUCCUCUUCUUGAUGUGGUGGAUCACGACAGGAGACCCAAAGGCCGAAUUCCACCCACCAAAGGCUUACAAAGGCCAAUAGAUGCUGUCAUUUUAUUUGGUGAGCCCAUCAGAUGGGAGACCAACCUCCAGCUAUUCGUUGAUGUCCUUCUAACUCACGGAAACCCAGGCAGGAAUUGGAAUUCCGUGCAGUACCCUCACAUCCCAGUGCUGGCCUGUAACAUGGACCUGCUCUGGAUGGCUGAGGCCAAAAAUCCUAGGUUUGGUCAUGGCAUGUUCCUGGUGUGCUUGGAGAGUGUGUACAAGAAAGUCACAGGUCAUGACCUCAAGUAUGAGGCUUUGAUCGGUAAACCCAGCGUGGUGACUUAUAAUUACGCUGAGUUGCUGGUGAGGCAGCAGGCUGAGAGACUUGGGUGGGCCACGCCUGUGAAGAGGCUGUACGCAAUCGGUGAUAACCCUAUGGCCGACAUAUACGGCGCCAACCUCUACAACCGCUACCUCAAGGCUGCUCAGCAUUUUCAGACGAAAGCUAACCGGAACGGAGCUAGUGCUCAAUCUGUUGACGACGGGCCCGCAAUGACAUCAGCCGAAUUGGGCGGAGCGCCCGGCGUAUUCGCGGCAGGUGUGGAUCUCCCCGAGGCGUGCCGCUCCAUUCUGGUUUGCACGGGAGUGUACAGCAAAGACCAGAAGGAGCUGCCACCAGACACCACACAAACUGUGACCCGACAGCACAUCUUCCACGGCCAUAGGGACUUCGGCUUUGACCCUAGCCUCACACAGCCUUCCUUUUUGGUGGAGGAUGUCAAAGAUGCUGUUGAGCUGGUGUUCCAGCAGGAGGAAUGGCCACUGAAUUAGUUGACACAUUAAUUACUUUUAAGGGUCUUUCUUUACUGUAGUUUUUUCUCACUAAACACAUUUUUAUGAAAUUUCAACAGUGUGAUAAAGUUGGUGUUUAUCACUGUUUGUACACGGUUUUCCCUUUCUUAUAUAUAUAUAUAUAUAUAUAUACACACACACAUUUACAUAUACAUUUUUACACAUAUACAUACAGUAUAUAUAUACACACACACACACAUAUAUAUAUAUAUAUAUAUAUAUAUAUAUAUAUAUAUAUAUAUAUUAAUUUUUUUGUCGAUUUUUGAAAAUUAUGACUCAAUUUAGAUUUGGAAAGGAUAAGAAUUGUGAUUCUGAUGUAGAACAUUUUUUUGGAGCACCUUUAAUCCCCAUGUGAGUACAGGACCACCUGAAUGUGAGCCAACAGUGCAAACUACAUUCAACACAGUGCUGCUCAAGCUGAAAGAUGCUAAUAUUUCAUAGUUCAGGUCACCAAAACUGUCUCUGCAUAACGUGAGAGAAUCCCUCUCAUACGAGUUAGUUUUGGCCCUUACUUGUUUCUAAAAUGUCUGCCUCAAGAUGGUGAAAGCAAUACCGGACACAUCAAUGUGGUAGGGAAAAAAAAUCCAACUGGAAAAGUUUAGUUUUUUUCAUAGACCACUCACCGUUCUAUAUGUGUUUAAAAUGCAGCUGUAUUCACUUCUAACUGAUGCAACAUCAAAAAAAUUGAGACUUUCCCAUUCUGACUUGAUUUAGCUGAUAAAAAAACACAUUUUAAUAACUGUCAGAAUCAUUGUGAAAUACACUUAAAACCCCAAAAGUAAAACAUUUGAGGUACACCACUUUGUGUUCCACAUAUCAGUCGUAUCGGCUAGUAAGUCAUGUUUGGCAUAUUAAAGAUGGCAGUGUUGUUUUA